CCAUCCCCCUUUCGCUGUUUCACCGCAAUCUUUCCAACUCCUCUGCUCGAUCGCAUGGCCCCGGGCCACUGGUUCGCCCUGGCCCUAUGGCUACCACUGAUGCUGGCGGCCGCCGCGGCCGAGGAACGACGGCCCUGCUCGCCAAACAAGUGCGGCAACCUCACCAUCUCUCACCCCUUCUGGCUCCCCGACCAGGCGACGGGGAGAUCAUGCGGUUCCCCGGACUUCGAGGUCACUUGCAACAAGGGUACUCCGCACAUACGAGGAGCGGCCAUCAGCUUGGGCUUUGCUAUCCUUAACAUCUCCUACGAGGAGCGCAGCCUGCACGUCGUCGAUCUGGGCAAGCUGUACCUGCUGCAGCACGCCCCCAACAGCUGCCUUGUGCCCAUCUGGAACACCUCCGCCAAGCUGAGCGCCCCCUUCACGAUCAGUCCCGGCAGCCUCGACCUCGUCCUGUACAGUUGCCCGGAGGCGGCCGGAGCGGCAGCUCUGGCGCUCGGGGACGGGGAGCUGGUGCGGACCGGGAUGAGGUGCCGGAACGAGAGCGAGGUGUUCGUCCGCGCCGGAGGGCGUUACAACGGGACGGGCCGCUACGGAAGGUACGAGGGGUGCGACUCUGCCGUCACGCCGGUGCUGGGCGCGAACGGCGAGGCGAACGCGAGUGACUACGAACGGCUCAUCGACGAUGGGUUCUUCUUGACAUGGGAGCUCCCGCCUCCACAAAUCGUAUGGAAACCCUUUUGUUCUAAAAAAAAAACUUGUGGCUACGGAAAGUACGAGGGGUGUGACUCUGCCGUCACGUCGGUGGUGGGCGCGUACGGCGAGGCGAACGAGAGUGACUACAAACGGCUCAUCGGCAAUGGGUUCAUCCUGACAUGGGAGCUCCCGCCUCCACCUAGCCUAGCCGUCUAG
Messenger RNA from Hordeum vulgare subsp. vulgare (domesticated barley), 912 nucleotides. RefSeq lists its product as uncharacterized. The transcript has 3 exons. Gene Ontology annotation, molecular function: polysaccharide binding. Lineage: Eukaryota; Viridiplantae; Streptophyta; Magnoliopsida; Poales; Poaceae. The record is from RefSeq and is a predicted model, not a curated record. Bases 55 to 912 code for a protein of 285 amino acids.